Messenger RNA from Solea senegalensis (Senegalese sole), 4489 nucleotides. RefSeq names its product zinc finger FYVE domain-containing protein 1-like. The transcript is spliced from 12 exons. Lineage: Eukaryota; Metazoa; Chordata; Actinopteri; Pleuronectiformes; Soleidae. Gene Ontology annotation, molecular function: GTP binding; zinc ion binding; GTPase activity. The record is from RefSeq and is a predicted model, not a curated record. Bases 162 to 2522 code for a protein of 786 amino acids.
ACAAAAUAACGUAGCUAGAGACGAAAUCUGUCAGGGAGGGGGGGCUGAAGAACAAAACAAUGACACGGCUCGGACGGAUUCAAAUAUAAGUGACACUGUCAGAAAAAGGACUUUUAAACCGGACAACACGGAUUCAUCAAAGUCAAAGAGUCCACGAAACGAUGAAUGGGCAUGGCUCAUCUUCAGAAAAAGGAGUAAACACUAAUCUAAUAUGUCAAGAAAGUUAUGCCUGUGGUGGCUCUGAGGAGGCUGCGUUUGAGUGCGAUGACUGCAAAAGCCUGCAGUGUGUUCGUUGUGAGCUUGAGGUCCACAAACAGGAAGACUUGAAGAACCAUACGCGGUUUCAGAUCAGCCCCGGGCAUGUCCCCCUGUGUGACAAUUGCAAAGGAGCCAAUGGAGACAAUGGCAAACGCCACAGAGCUGUGGUCCGCUGCCAGAACUGCAAACUUAACUUGUGCCAAGAAUGCCAGAAACGCACCCACAGUGGAAGCAGCAGGAAGAAACACCAGCUUACAUCUUUUCCUCCACCACCUAAACCUGUAGAGGUCAACACUGUCCAAGCAUCCAUUCAGCCUGCUGUUGAAAUAGUCGAUGAAAUCAAAUCUCAGAGGACAAAACUACUGGAGAAGGUGUCCAGUUUUCUCUUGGUCGAUGAGAAUGAGGAAAUGCAGGUAAAAGAUGAAGCUUCAUUUUUGAAUAGCCUGAGCUGUAUCCCAGACCAGCUGCUGAAGGUGGUGUCCAUCUUCGGUAACACGGGAGAGGGCAAAUCCCACACCCUCAACCACACAUUCUUUUUGGGGAGAGAGGUGUUCAAGACUUCUCCAACACAAGAAUCGUGUACGGUGGGCGUGUGGACAGCCUUUGACCCCAUCCACAAAGUAGUGGUCAUCGAUACGGAGGGCCUGCUUGGAAACAGUUCGAAACAGGGCCAGAGGACCCGUCUGUUACUGAAGGUGCUAGCCAUCUCUGAUUUUAUUAUCUACCGCACCCAUGCCGACCGGCUUCACGAUGAUCUUUUCAAGUUCCUCGGCGACGCCUCGGAUGCCUACUUGAAGCAUUUCACCAAGGAGCUGAAGGCCACGACAGCACGCUGUGGGCUGGAUGUUCCUCUGUCGACCCUGGGUCCUGCAGUUGUUAUCUUCCAUGAAACGGUUCACACUAAGUUGCUUGGCUCAGGUAAGUCGUCAGAGUCAGUAGACCGGCUGCUGUUGGAGCGCUUCAGGAAGGUGUCCCGUUUUCCCGAGGCCUUCAGCUCAGUCCAUUACUGUGGCACGCAGACUCUCAACCCACCUACCGACUUCCAUGGCCUACAGAACAAACUGGAGCAGCUCCUGGAUAACAACGCUACCCGUUCCCCACGCACUCCUGUGGUUAUCUUCAAAGCACUGCAGGCACUGAGUGAGCGUUUCAGUGGCGAAGUAUCUGGUGAGCUGGUGUCCCAUAGCUGCUUCUUUCCUGAUGAAUACUUCACCUGCUCCAUCCUGUGCCUCAGCUGUGGGUCUGGCUGCAAGAACAGCAUGAACCACAUCGCAGAGGGCGUGUGCCACAAGGCAAAGCAUCGCUGCCGUUACUCUCCUCAGUAUGAUAACCGCAUUUACACCUGCAAGGCUUGCUACGAGGGAGGAAAGGAAGUGGUAGUCGUCCCUAAGACCUCGGCUUCCUCAGACUCUCCGUGGAUGGGCCUCGCCAAAUACGCUUGGUCCGGGUAUGUUAUCGAAUGCCCCAACUGUGGAGUGAUCUAUCGGAGUCGCCAGUACUGGUACGGGAACCAGGAUCCUGUGGAUACAGUCGUCCGCACUGAGAUCCAGCACGUAUGGCCAGGAUCGGACGGCUUCUUAAAGGACAAUAACAACGCAGCACAGCGUCUUCUGGACGGAGUCAACCUAGUGGCUCAGUCUGUGACAGAGCUCAGCGUGAAGCCUGCCAAGGCCGUCACCUCUUGGCUGACGGAUCAGAUCGCUCCAGCCUACUGGAAACCCAACUCCCUCAUCUUGGUGUGUCACCAGUGUCACGCAGUCUUCCAGGACAACGACACCAAGCAUCACUGCCGUGCCUGUGGGGAAGGCUUCUGCGAUGGCUGCUCUUCCAAAGCCGCGCCCGUCCCCGAGAGAGGCUGGGGUCUUGACCCUGUCCGAGUCUGUGACGCCUGCUUCGAGCAGAGAGCCUCAUGCGAAGAGCGGCUUGAAACAGAGCCUGAGGAGGAAGAAGGUGGAAUCCUGGCCAGGAAGGUUGGAGAGGUGGUCACUAAUACCAUAGGGGUUGUCGUGACUGCGAUUGACAUCCCACUCGGUCUGGUGAAAGACGCAGCCCGUCCUGCUUACUGGGUGCCUGACCAGGACAUCCUGUCCUGCCACAACUGCCGGCGCGAGUUCACUGCCAAACUGUCCAAGCAUCACUGCCGCGCCUGUGGCCAGGGAGUGUGCGACGACUGCUCCCCAGAGCGCCGGCCGGUUCCGUCGCGGGGCUGGGAUCAUCCCGUGCGCGUGUGCACCAGCUGCAACCAGAAGGCGGGAGAACUUUAACAGGGAUGGCCUUCCUUUCCUCAGAGCGCCAGAGAGAGAGAGAGAGAGAGAGAGAGAGAGAGAGAGAACCAACCACUCACACAGCUCGCAGUCUUAUCACUGCUUUACCUCCGUUACACCAGUGGUUCUGCCUCGUAUCUGUGGCAAGGAAGUUUUUAGUCGCAUAUAUAGGACAUUUAGCAGACUUGGGAUUUCAGCGUUCCUGUGGCCUUUGUAGAGCAGCCAGAACACGCGAGUCGAGUGUGAAACCUAUCCUUUCCACUCCGCGGUGACUCUUAAUGACACAAAUCCCACAUUUUUACGUUCAAUACAGCCAUUCAGCUAUUUUUCUACUCUCAGAAAAUAUUUUAAAGAAAAGUGUAUCAUUUAAAGAAUGCUAGAUAGUUGAGAACCCCAUGGGGGUUUGGCGUGAUUAGUUUCCAGCAGUUUCUCUGACGUAGUGCGUGUAAUGGCGAGGGAAUCUAUAUCUGCUGGCUCCAUUGCAUGCUGUAUUGCAACAUUUUUGUUUAUGCACUAAGCCUUUUUUUCAGCUGUUAUAGGCUGUAGCGUACCAUGGCUAAAACCCAGAUGUCCAGAUUAUCAAGUAUUUCUGUCCCUAACUCAUAUGUAAGGUCUGGAAGAGAGUGAGUGGAUAUCUGGUGUGCCAAAAGUCAUUCAGGUCAAUGUGUCUGUGCUAGUGUAAUGUCUUUAUUUUAUUUUUUGUUUAAAUCAUGUCAUUUGUGGUUGUUAAAAAAAAAAGCAUAGAAGCGAUGUUAGAGGAGUGUAAAUGUCAUAUGUUUAAAACUAUUUAUGUUUCGAAGAAAGAAAAUGACUUACUUGUGGUAUGCAUGAUAGCCUUUGAGAGAUCCAUGGCCUUUUAUUUGUUCAGAGCACAGACUCCGAAUAAACCUCACUUUUUAUUAUUGUUAUUAUUAUUAUUACUAUUAUUAUUAUUAUUAUUAUACCAAGCAGCAUUUUUAAGUGUGUACACAUUCUCGAAAAACCUAUAUGUCUCAUGUUUCAAUUGUUUGUUUUUUUUAUGUUAUUUUAUGUUAUCAUAUGUAUGGAUAUGGUUUUGCAAAAUGUGAAAUAUCUAAAUUAGUCUUCAAACCAGUUUGAUGUGUUACUACGUUCUUGCCUCCAGGUCGUCCGUCUGACAGGAUGAGAACAAAGCUCACAGCUCAUUUGAGCUGUUAUAAUAUUGUAUCAUUUCUUUGUUUUUUAUUUACAUUAGUUGUACUGUAAGGAUAUUUAUAUUCUUUUGUAGUUACCACAUGUGAACGGAAACCUUUCUCCCCCAUAUUUAGUUUUUUUUUUCUGUCUGUCAACGUACACAUUAAAAAACAGAUGCUCAAACAUAGCAAAGACAGAAUACCGAACCCAUGUCGAGUGACUUGAGAUUUAACUUGUCUGUUUUUUUAUCAUACAAAGCACAAAGUGAUGCCUUUGAAACACACAUGGUUGUAUUUUAUUUUUUAAAAAAAGGGUAAAAAAAAAGGUCUUAUGUUGUUAAUGAUUGUAAGCUUUGUAGAUAAAGUGAACACUAAUCUUUUGCUCCUUACCUGGAACUUUUUGGUUCUGCUGAGAGGAGAUGUUGUUGUCUGCCUAUCUCAAAAUAGAUUUAUCUGUAUGAAUGUUGCAUCACCCACACACACACACACACACACACCGUCCUCUGAAAUACUAAUGUUGCACAGGAUAGAUUAGGGAAUACAUCAUGUCAGAUCACUUGUACAGGACUCCAUUCUCAUGCGAGUACGUGCGGUCUGUUGAUCCUAAUAUUCUGCUGUGUGGUGGUGUCCUUUCUUUUCCUUUCUUUCUAGGCCGCGUGCCAAUAUGAACACUCCUCACCUACACACAAUAAAUCUAACAGGAUCGACCGACUGGUGUUUUUAAAGAAAAACUUGAAAACUGACUUGAAAUGUUGGUGUGUGGAUAUGUGGCUGAAACUGAUGGAAGAUUUGCAUAUGAUUAAAGGUGUAUCUGGA